This is a messenger RNA of Alligator sinensis (Chinese alligator), 6459 nucleotides long. RefSeq names its product progestin and adipoQ receptor family member 5 (gene PAQR5). Gene Ontology annotation, cellular component: membrane. The coding region runs from base 2160 to 3197 and encodes 345 amino acids. The transcript is spliced from 10 exons. NCBI's taxonomy places the organism in Eukaryota, Metazoa, Chordata, Crocodylia, Alligatoridae. The record is from RefSeq and is a predicted model, not a curated record. Gene Ontology annotation, molecular function: signaling receptor activity.
CAGCAGCCCUUCCGGACUUGGGGACGCUCAGCUGGUGACCUCUCCUGUCCCGCGGAGGAAAACAGAUGGAAACUUUUUAUAUAGCCAAGGCACACGGGGAAGUGGGCAAAAGAAAGCUUUGAUUUCCUCGUGGCCUCACACAGAGAAAGGCGACACUGAGAAAUGAGUGUGUGUGUCUGGGGCACGCGUAUGCACACAUGUACACAUUUCUAUAGGGGGUGUGCGCGUGUCAGGAGGGCAGUAAUUCAUCCGGAUUAAGUCACUUCCUUCACACAUGCAUAGUGUACUAAAAAUAUCAUAUGCUUUACUAACACCCUUUGUUCCAGGACCCCCUGGAAGCACGUUUAAAGCACAUCUAACGAACUGAAUUAAUUACUUUGGGGUGUUUUUUUUUCCCAAAUGCCAAAUUAAAAAGAGUUUUUGAUAUGAAAUAAUGUAAAAACAAUGUAAUGUCUGGUAUUACAAGGAUGACUAUGGAUUUGAAAGUGUUUUCAAGGGUCCUUUCAAACUCCCCUCUUCUAAUAGGACACAUUUUCUUUUCUUAAAAAAAAAUGCUACUUAAACUGCACAAGCAGAAGCAUAAACCGGUGAAAUGCAGCCACCUCUGGGGUGCAACAUAUGAAAGCGUUGUUUUCAGCAGAGCGCUGAAGAGUUUGCUGAAUCCCCAUUGACUUCUAUGGGAUUGAAGCAUGUGCUUAGCCGGGGUCGUGCUGCUUCCUGACAGCGGGUCUUGAGCACAUAGCGAACGAUUUAAUAAUAAUAGUGAAAUAAAACCUGCUACGGAUCUUGCCCUGCUCGGUCUGGCAUUUGCAAUUUGGCAUUUCCUCUAUCACUGCCUUCGGUGCUUUGGCAGCUCAGCCCAGCCACUGGUUUCCUAGUUUAACUAGUCUCUCUCAUGUGGUACUGAUUAAGUCAUAAAAGUUAAUUAUUAAUGGCUAAACCAUUCCCCCUGAAUUUAAACCUUCCAGUGUGUCCUGUUGUAUUUUAACUCAGAUUAUGUUUGCCCUGCAGCCAGGGAUGAUAAAUGUAACUAUAGAAACUACGGUGGGCAACUACACGGGAAGGUUGUUCCUCUCAGACCCAUAUUUUUCUCUGCAUAAUAAAAGCCUGAGCAUGCAGAAGAGAGGUGAUUAUACAGGGGUGCGGGGAACGUCAGGCUUUCUCCUUUGUCCACCACAGGCUUUAAAACUGGAAGUUAAAAUGUCAGGGAGAAAUAUUCCUGGGUAAGGUAAUGGGGAAGGAGAGGCCGGCUCCAGCCCGUAUAGAUGGGUGUGCGCCGAGUGCAGCGUGCCUCAUAAAAAUAUCAACUCUGCAUGUAUGGGCGUAGGCGUCUCUGAAUUGGCAGAUAAGCAGGGAAAUGGAGGUCUGCAUUUCAUGCCGGGUUCAAAGCCAGUUUUGGAGCCGGACCAGGAAACCCUCGUGCUCCCACCGCCCCGCUGAGCUCGGUGCAACAUGCUGCGCGUGUGAAGCCUGCAAAAUGGGGAGAGGCUGGAUGAGGGCGUAGCUCGCGUCGGGCACCUAACCUUUACAGUGGACUUUCGGCUAUUUAUACCCUUAUGACGGCGCGUGGCAAUGAUUGGUUUGUGCAACCCAUGGCCCUUGUUAUGUCGGUGGUUACCUUUUCCCUUGCUGGAGGCAGGGUGGUGUCCCCUGCGCGUGGUCGGUGGGCUGUGCUAGUCACGCCGCCUGUGCAUUGGUUUGGGAGCUGGGCACAGGUUGCUCUACUCUGCCUCCGACACCCAUUUUGCAACAGAAGCUGAAGGCGAUUCCACCCCUUGGGCAGCGAACCACGUUGACACAAGUCUUGUGGGUCUCGGUGGUCAGCCACGGAUGCCGGCGUGGAGAGAGGAUGGGCAAAACCCGCGUGCAAAAGUCCCUGUGUCAGCGCUGCUGAUGCCUCUCUUGGCUUCUUCAAGUGCUUUGCUUGCCUGCGACGGCUUCACGGUCAUGUCUUACCAAAGUGGGGACCGUCCUGUCUCCAUCAUUCGACACACAAGCCCGGGGCCUUGGCAGUAGGCGCUGGGUGAAGAGGUAGGGAGGUGGAAGCGAAGACAACCUCAGCCUGAGUCACCGAUGAAGGAUUAGCUGGAGCCGGUCUCCAGGGCGGUGGAGGCGGAAAGCAUUCAGAGCCAUAGCCGGUGCUGGCUGGCCGGACCACGAUGCUGAGCUUGAAGUUGCCAAGGCUGCUCAACAUUAAUCAAGUGCCCAAAGUGUUUCGCGAGCAGGGCAUCGUGUUCGGGUACCGCCAUCCCAGAAGCUCAGCCGCAGAUUGUCUCCUCAGUGUCUUCCAAAUGACAAAUGAAACCCUAAAUAUCUGGACUCAUUUUGUGCCUGCCUGCUACUUCCUAGGGAAGCUGCUUGCCUUGUUAUAUGCGCUGGAUCUCUGCAACGACGUGUACGCUUGGCCCCUUCUUGCCUACAUGAGCACCUGCUGCAUUUACCCCUUCAUGUCCAGCUGUGCCCACACGUUCAGUACGAUGUCCACCCAGGCCAGACACAUCUGUUACUUCUUUGAUUACGGCAGCCUCAGCAUCUACAGCCUGGGUUCUGCGGUUGCUUAUUCAGCAUACGUUUUCCCAGAGGAAUGGGUCGACGGCACUUUCCAUCGCUGUUACGUACCCACUGCUGUGUUCAACGCGGUUCUUAGCACCGGUCUCUCCUGCUAUUCCAGGCUCGGUGCUCCGUACCACCACUAUAACAGCGACAUCCUAGAAAGGUUCCCAGAGCUGGAGCAGCCCAGGUUCAGCAAAGUCCUUCGCACGCUGGCAUUCGUGUAUCCCUACCUGUUUGACAGCAUCCCGCUUUUCUACAGGCUGUACCUGUGUGCAGAAGACAGCUGUGCAGAAGGCGUGAUCCCCAUCCACAUCCAACACGUGGUAUUCGCCUUCCUCACCUGCUUCAUCUUCACUACACAUCUGCCGGAGAGACUUGCACCAGGGCACUUUGAUUAUAUCGGACACAGCCACCAGGUCUUCCACGUAUGUGGAAUCGCUGGCACGUACUUCCAAAUGGAGGCCAUCAUGAUGGACAUGGCUUCACGACAUGAGCGGCUUCGAGCUUCCUUCCCGCUUCCUACCCUCUCUCAGACAGUUGGUUUGAUUGGCGUCUGUCUUGUCAUUAACCUCAUCAUCAUUGGGGCUUUCUCAAAGGCACUGUAUUCAACUCCAGAGUCCUCCAAGAGAGAAAAAACCACGUAGACUCUUGAUUACACUCCUGCAGAUGAAAGGGAAUCAAGUCAUACUAGUAUCAUGUCAUGUAAGGUGGCAAGAUAUUGGUGUAUGUUCUCUGGAAAAUCCUUAUUUAAGGGUUUUCAGGAAUGAGUUGCUUUGUAUUACACCGUCUUUGUACACAUGACUCCAAAGUUGGGAAGAAAUCGGGAGCAUGUUUUUAAGUCAAGUCGAUAUUUGAGCUCAAAAAGGAUACAGAAUGAUUUUUAAAACUUACUGCAAAAGGGAGAAAUAUGUUCCUGUUUUGCAGUCUAGUCUAGGGAGGGCAGGUUUAGUCAAAACAAGGAAACUCAUGGCAGGAAUAUUAUACCGGCUCACAGCCACAUAUGGUUGGUUGUGUUUGACUGCUUUGCUGAACUUGCACGUAGCAGUGGGUAAUGCCAGUGGCAGUUCACAGCCAGAAGCAUCUUUAAACCGUAAAAUGUAAUACACGGGCUGAAUUUCUGCUGAAAUCAGUGGGCAUUUUGCCUUUGUUUUUUAUUACGGCCAGGAUUUCAACCCACCCUUGAAAUGUCUCUGGGACUGGACCUUCCACUCACGGUAUAAGGAGAUGAUCCCCCAGUCUAGCAGAUCUCAUUGGGGCGGGGCGGGGUUUCCCUGUUGCUCAGCUUGAAUAUCCUCAGACCUGUUCCCCUCUGGUCAAGGGCCUGAUCUCGAGCUCACAACAACCUGUGGAAGUUUCCUGUUGGGUACAAUGAACUUUCCAUCUGGCCCUUUUCUUCAUUUGACAUCAGUGGUUGCCUCCGAUGAAUGAUCGUGUGAAUGAGAGGACAAUCAAACCACUGUUGCUCCCAAUUCAUUGAUCCUCGCCAGGUGCUGGUGUAGCGAGGACAAGUGGGUAAGGCUUGGCAUCCCACUUCAUCAAACCAGUCCUGGGUUGCUGACUGCUUGGAGACAUUACAGCCUAGUAUAACUUAAAGCAGCCAGAUAGAUGGCUGUUCUAGCCAUCUCCAAGGGGGUUGACCUGGGGAGGUGGGCUAGGAUCAGGGAAGCCUUAAGGCACCCUCUAUCCACUGCUCCCCAGCCUCACAACCUAAAUUCCAACCCCAAUCCUUUGCUGGUGUAGAUCAGUAUAGCCUCACUGAUGCCAAUCACAUUAGCCAGUGUAGGUCAGUGUAGUUCUGUUCAAGAGAAUGGAUCCGGCUCUUUUCUGUGAUAAUACCAAAAAGAAUUUAAAAAAAAAUCUUUUACUAAUGUUUUUACACCAAAAUAAUAUCUACAAGAUUAAAAACUUACAGUUCUAUGCACUCGCCUUGCACUAAACCCAAGUGCUUAACAACCAGGUGCCUUAACGAAGGGACUUGAGUCCUUGCUUGCAGUUGGACAUUUAUCAAAGUAGCUAUUCUGGAAUAAUUCUCCCUAUUGACGCUCAUUCCAGGAUAUCCACUUUGGCAAACUUCCACAUGGGAGGUAAGGGCUAAGAAGGCUCACUUUGUAACUUUCUCUGGAGUUUACACUGUGAAGACUGUAUUGGGAUUAUUUUCACAGAUGCCAUUGGUGGUACCGAACAUGAACGGAGAAAUCACCUAUGCCAAAGAAGUGACUGGAGUUCUUGUCACAGAGUGAGCUCUGUCUGCAGCAGUUUAUGAACUCUGUGGGUUUUUUUUUAACUAUGCAUUCAGUGAACUCUUGCCUGAACAUGCCUCGGGGCAGUUUGUUGAGCUGAAUUCCACAGCUGCCGUUGCUGGGGAAAGGUGUUUGAUAUGAUUAGUGCAAAGCCAACUAGACUGAAGUCAAGGGAGCUCAGCUUUGAUGAUCUCAACCACAGGCCUGCUGGCAGGGAGAGAUGGUUUUGCCCCUCCGCAGCCUAUAGGGAGGACAAGCAUGACUGGGGCUCAGCAUUCGGCGCAGCGAAGAAUGGGCUUCUGCUCUCUGCAUCGACACGUGCAGGGAGCAGGGGCAGCACGAACUCUGCCAAGCCUUGAAGCACUUAUGAGCCGUGGGCUCCCAGAAGGGGUGAGGUCAGACUAUGUGAGAGUGCAUCUUAGGACUUCUGUAUUUGCAGCUCUGUAAUUCUCAAGUGUUUUACAAACUGUUGCUCAGAUUAACAAAUCCUCUGUGCCUUCUAUGUCCUUUGCUUUCCUGCCAUGUUGUCCCCAAAGGGGUUAAAUUAGAAACUCAGCCCAUAGCCUAGCUGGAGCUGUGGGGAGAGUCUUAUGGGGGAUAGAGAAGGUGCAACUGUGGGGCUCAAACACUGAUGUCGCAGGCUAGGGAGGUCAGAUAGCAACAUGCUGCAUCCCUGGACAUUAGCUAGGUACAAGCCUGGGGGGGUGUCCCUGGGUGCCAGAGCUAACACGGUGAUUAGACCUGGUCCGGACUCAUUGGAUGAACCCAUUGGCAACCAACUGGGGACCACAAAGCUGGAGAAGAGAAUUGGGCAGGCUGUACUAGCCACACUAGCAUUUUCACUACUGUUUUCUAUGCAUGGGAGCAGUGUUCAUGUAUCUCAAGCCUGGAGGGUGUCUGUAACUUAAUUGUCACAUUGAAUUAUCUAAUAUAUUUGAAUGCAAUGCAGUACUGAGCUGAAAUGUUAUCAAGGUUCUUGAAAAUUACAUGGGUUUAUCAUUUGUUUUCUAAAUAGUAGCCUCUAUUGAGGUAUAAUAGAUGCACUUUUGGGUGACAGCGCACCAAACUUUUUAAAUAUAUAAAUACAAGACGCAAGGAUAUUGAUAUAUCUUUUAAAUGAGUAAGGCUUUGGGAAAUGAAGUAACUUUCCUUUGAAAGCUAAUCAAGAUACACUUUCAAGUUUAUCAGCACUGGAACAUAUUAUUUCAUCCAACAUUUUUAUUUAAUUUAAAAAAUGUUAAAAAUAACAAGAAAAUAGGUGCAGUAUGUACCAACUCCACUUGGAUAGUUCUGUAGGAAGACAACUGUCCUGUGAUAUGUUCAUCUCACUGUUUUGGUUGGCUAACACAGGAGGAACCUGACUUUGUUCGCCAGAAGUGAAAUAAACUUCUACGCCAUUUUGAUGUAAUCUAGUUCAGCUUUUUUCACAUUUGGUAGUUUAACGUCUCAAGUUUAAGAACUCCGAUUUGCCAGUGACCAAUACACAUUCACAGCUAGGCGUCUAUCCAAUAUGCUUUUAUUCACAGGAAAACCACAAAUACAGAAAAAAAACCAGCUCUUUGUUUUACGUGAUUGUUUACAUCCUCAUCAUACUGUAUUCUUCAGCAGUAUAACGGUGGUAUUUUUUCUAUGGGUUAUACCAGAAUAAAUUAUUUGAGCACUGUUA